Acanthaster planci (crown-of-thorns starfish) is the source of this 2162-nucleotide messenger RNA. RefSeq names its product actin-related protein 2/3 complex subunit 5-C-like. Gene Ontology annotation, cellular component: actin cytoskeleton; Arp2/3 protein complex. The record is from RefSeq and is a predicted model, not a curated record. NCBI's taxonomy places the organism in Eukaryota, Metazoa, Echinodermata, Asteroidea, Valvatida, Acanthasteridae. Gene Ontology annotation, biological process: regulation of actin filament polymerization; Arp2/3 complex-mediated actin nucleation.
ACAUUUUGGCGACCGCAAUCAGACGUGUCAAAAGGAGGAAGUUGUGAGCUUAUCGUACGGGUGCACCGGUACAUGUAUACGGUACGACUACGAGUACUUUUUGUGGGGAGUGUCCACCAAAAUAUCGCCUAUUUAGUUUUCUAUUUGGCAAGUGUUGCACGAAAUGGCCAAAAAUACUGGACGAACACAGUUUCGAAAGGUGGAUGUUGAUGAGUACGACGAAAAUAACUAUCAAGAUGAACAAACAGACGAGGAAGGGAAAGGACCAGACGAAGGAGAAGUGCAGAGUUUCCUGAACCAAAAAAACAAUCAAGAGGCACUGAAAGCAGUGUUAAGAAAUCCACCGAUAGGCUCAAAGAACCCUGCUGUGAAGGAUAAAGCCUUUCAACUUGUUAUGAGAGUUCUAACAGCCUUCAGAGCCAGUGACAUUGAGAAAACAGUCAAUAGUUUGGAUCUUGAUGUCAUUGACAUUCUGAUGAAGUACAUCUACAGGGGCUUCUCUGAGCCCACUGAAAACAGUAGUGCUAUCUUGCUGACGUGGCAUGAAAAAGCUUAUGCUGUUGGAGGCCUUGGAUCUAUUGUACGUGUUUUGACCGAUCGGAAAACUGUUUGAGAAUUUGUAGGUAAAAAAGCAUGCUCCUUAUAUCGACCAAAUGAAAAUACAUACAGGCACCAUACCAUGCUAAGGACAUGAGUACCCCAUCCCACAAAGGAAGUUGGGUUAGUGAAUAAUGUAAGACUUAUUUAGAUCAAUUAUGUUAUGCCAUUUUCUAGUGUUCAUUUACAGAUACAAGACCUUAGUGCAUGUCAUAUUCUGUGAAGGCAGGACUGCAAACAGUGAUAGAAGUUAUGCUUUGCUGGCAUCUCCAUGGUGUCUCAGAGGCUGUUUGUGUUGUUUUAAUUUAGUUACAACGAAUGCGCCUAAGAAUUACUCAAACCUUGAGCCUAUCCCAGUGAUAAAAACCUCUUGCCCUCUCAGGACACGUUAAUGCAGAACCUCUUUUGUCAGCAUAGUUUUUUUCUGUUAAAAUACACUGCAUUUGGACUUUCCUAUGGAAAACAAUUGUACCUUUUUGUCUGUAUUUGGAAAACAUCAAAUAGCUGGGUCAAUACUUCAGAUUUUUAGAAUGGAAAAUUCUAAAAUGGAAUAUUGAAUACUUUUGUCACAGUGUCGUGAUUUUUAAUGGGUGAAUGAAGAGCAAAGUAUAUAUAAGUACUGCGCAUCAAUUUCUUUUGUUUUCAGUGGUUGCAAAUGAUUGUAUUAUCUUUGCCUGCAUUAUACAAGCUUAUGUGUAGAUCACGUUUCUUUCAAACUGGUUAGCAAUGCCUUUACUGUGAUGUUGUCACUCCAUUAUUGCAUGUUUACAAUGUAAGUUUUGAAUCACUUGAGUGAAACACGGUAAAGGUCUCUUUAUCAUUAUACCAUGUUUCCUGUAUUUCAUUCACUUAAAACUAGCUGAACCCCGCCCUUGAUUUCUAACACGGUUUUACACAAACUAAAGAAAGUGUAACAGUCAUUUAGUACAUAGUACAUAUACUGUACAUGUAUAAUACAUAUCGGCUUACACCUACAAUAACAUCUUUUCUUGUGAACUUUACCACUUUACUAUGUUGAAAUUUUUCUCUACCUUCGACAUCUCAGUCAUGUUUUUGAAGAAUAAUUGUGACCAUAUUGGAUCAGUAUGCACUGGGUCAAAGGCCUAUGAAAACUUCUAGUACCUUUGAACAUACAUGUACUUAGUUUUUGUUUAAUGCUCUUUCAUCUUGGUCUAGGGAAGUUUUUUCAGACUUGUCAGAAUAGCUAGUACAGUAAAGCUUAGCAUCAAUGUGAAAUGUAAGGCUCUUGCGCUUGACAGAAGACUGGUGCCCUAACACUGGCAAGUUACAGCCUAUAUGUAGAGUUAAUCCAGCCCUGAGUAGACAUCAAGAGUACCUGUGAUUGGCAAUUAUCGAUGGAAGCUGCGCAGUGCGCUAACAUGACUGUGCUAAAAUACUGUUUAAUCUCGAAAGUAUUUGUAGUGGCAUUAUUUUGUCACAGAGUCAAAGUUAUUUGAAAAUGCAUGUAUCUUACUCGGUUAUCACUUAGGCAUUACUAUCUUUUAUGUACACUUUUAUAAAUAUGUAGGGUAACUGGGGGAAAUAAACUCACCAAAGAAAUUCCA